This is a messenger RNA of Balaenoptera musculus (blue whale), 1338 nucleotides long. RefSeq names its product chromosome 1 C1orf185 homolog (gene C1H1orf185). Bases 526 to 1257 code for a protein of 243 amino acids. The record is from RefSeq and is a predicted model, not a curated record. The transcript is spliced from 8 exons. Lineage: Eukaryota; Metazoa; Chordata; Mammalia; Artiodactyla; Balaenopteridae.
GCCAGCGCGGCCCAGAGCGCGCCCGCCGGAGCCACAGCCCCCUCUUGCCGCGACCUCGCUUGACCCGACUCUCCCGGCACCCAGAGCCAACUAAGGCCGCCCCCCGCCCGGACGCUUGUCUGCUCCCAGCUCGACUUCCCUCCCCGGACUUUGGAGUCUCUUCUACUUUGGGGUUUGGAACCCGGUCGCCCUGGAGCGGCGGAAGGGCCGCGGCGAUAGGAAAGCAGCAGAGGAGGCCAGUGGCCGGAGCCUGCCCCAGCCCCCACCCCGCGGGUAACCUUGGAGGCGCCCUCGGACCUCAUCUUACCAUCUACCUCUCCCAUACUCUGUUCCUGCCACACUGGGCUCAGGGCCACUGCACUUGAUAGUCCAUCUCUUGGAACGCACUUCCCACAGAUAUCGGCUUGACUCUUUCCCUUAUCUCCUUCAGGAUAUGGGCCACAGGAACUGUGCUUUGUUGACUUGGCUAAAACAAAUUCUACAAAAAUAAAGAGAAAGAAAAUUCUUUCUUUACAAGGACUGUCUAUGCAGAAGACCUGGAUGCACAAAAAUCUACUACAUGCUCCUGAAUUAAACACUAACAGUUUUUUUAACCACUUAACCUAUUUUCUGGGUGCUGGUGCUGUUACUUUGGGAAUUGGUUUCUUCGCUUUGGCAUCAGCUUUGUGGUUCCUGAUUUGCAAACGAAGAGAAAUAUUUCAAGAUUCCAAAUUUAAAACAAUUGAUGAGAGAUGCAGACCAAGACCAUCCAAGGCAAAGAUUAAAUCUCAUUCUCAGUGUGUUUUUAUUUCUCGAAAUUUUCAUACUGGAAAUUUCCAAUUACAGGAGGAGCAAAGAAAAAAGGAAACAGCACAUAUAAAAGCAAUUAAAGAUUAUUCUAAAGAUGAAUUCUGCCUUGCAACAAAAAAAGUCAUCUGUGACCCCUCAGAGACUAGCUCGGCAACAAAUCCCAGCAGUGUUACCUUAAGCUUAUCAACGUUACCAUCUGAUUCUUAUUACAGCCAAAGUAUAGAAGUAGCUGAUGACUGGUUUUCUGAUGAUUCUCUAGUGAAAAAGAGCCCUCCAAUGCCUUUUCUCGGGGAGCCUGUAAUGGAGAAAGUAUUUUCAUACUUGUCAACCAUUCCAUUAGAAGAAUGUACUGGAAAUGUACUAAAUAUGACACUUUAUGAUGAUCAAAAAGAUGACAACAUUAAGGGAAUAUUUACACGAAGAAAUACAGAGGUUGAAAUACAAAACCUUCAACAUAAUAUUGAAUGACUUUUUUCUUUUGAAACUUUGUGUACGCUGAAAUCAUGUAAAGUUAAAACUGAAUUACCAGCUUCUGAGUCUCUUAACAUG